Messenger RNA from Closterium sp. NIES-65, 1980 nucleotides. Lineage: Eukaryota; Viridiplantae; Streptophyta; Zygnematophyceae; Desmidiales; Closteriaceae. The record is from the annotation of a GenBank genome assembly.
AUGGCGACACCGUUUCAUUUCCAGCCGUUACCUAUCCCAACGCAAUCACAGCCUUCGGCCGGGAACAACUCAUUCUGGCCGACAAUCCAGCAGCAGCAGACCCAGGCAGCAUCACCCCCCUCCACCCAGCCUCCCUCAUCCACUCCUGCAGCUCCCCCAUCGUUCGCCGUGCCUUCCGCCGCUCCGAUGUUCCCCGCGCCUACCGCUGCGCCCUUGGCCGCCGUCCCUUCCGCUGCGCCGAUGUUACCCGCACCGCAUGCUGCUGGGCCUGGGUCGUCGCAGGCUCUUAUGGACGCGCUGAACCUUCUACAGCAGAAUAUCGGCGCGCUGCAGUCGCUGAUUCCGCUGAUGUCGCAGCAGCCACCGAUCUCAACCACUCCAGAUCAACUCCAGCAGCAGCAGGCUGCAGCAUCCGUCGGCGUCGCCUCCGUGAUCUCACAACUUGCCGUCGCAGCUGCGAACAUACUCCCGCAAGCCGGACUCUCCCCUCCCAUCAACCCAGCGUUUGCGCGAUGCAGCGGUUUCGUGCCCUCCCCGCUUCUGGCGCCUGACAACGCGGGGCCGUCUAAUCCUUUAUCGGUUUUUGCUUUUGUGGGUACAAAUCCACGACAUGUGGUUCAGCAACAGAUGCAGCAACCGCAGCCGCAGCCGCCGCCGCAGCAGCAGUCCCAGGAGCCGGAACAACAGCAGCAGCCGCCGCAGCAGCUGCAGCCGCAACCGCAGCCGCAGUCACCAGCAGCGCCGGUGGUGAACGAGCCAUGGCGACCAGCAGCGCUAACGCCAACUGAGCCAUGCGCUGUUGCGGCUCCCGAACCCAAGCUCUUCGGAAAACCGCUACUACCUCAGAAGCGAAAGGUCGAGGAAAUUGCGUUUGACGCCGCUAACGCCGAAGUCGGACCGUCUCACGCGUCGAAGAAAUUAGUUCCCGCGCAGAACGCUAAGGUUCCUGGCGGUGUAAACGGGUGUGCUUCUAUCGCGGAUGCGGGUUUGGACGAGGAGAAUGAUGAGGAGUCGCCGCUUCCGGAUGGAACGUUCGACAUUAUCGAGAUGGACCCUGUGGAGCUGCUUGCGGAGCACACCCACUUCUGCGAAAUCUGCGGCAAAGGAUUCAAGCGUGAUGCCAACCUACGCAUGCACAUGAGGGGCCAUGGCGAUGCAUACAAAACACCAGAGGCGCUUGCUAGGCCAGGCAAGCACUCUCCAGAAGCCACCGGGCAGCCUCCAAAACGUUUCAGCUGCCCGUUUGUCGGGUGCAAGCGCAACCAGCAGCACCGGGCGUUCGUGCCGCUCAAGACGAUGCUGUGUGUGAAGAACCACUACCGCCGCACCCACUGCCCCAAGAUGCUCUCCUGCUCCAAGUGCGGUGCAAAGCGGUUCUCGGUGGUGGCGGACCUCAAGACCCACGAGAAGCACUGCGGGCGCGACCGCUGGCUGUGCUCCUGCGGCACGUCCUUCAGCCGCAAGGACAAGCUGCUCGGUCACCUCGCCCUCUUCAAGGGCCACCGCCCUGCCAACCCCUCCCUCACUGCUGCAGCAGCUCCCACCGUCGCUGAUGCUAUUGCAGCAGAGGCAGCAGGGGCGGCUUUCUUGGAAGGUACAGACACAUUCUCCCCGAACUAUACUGGUGCUCCUCCCCCCCCGCCUUCUUUCCCAUCUUCGGUGGUAUCUUUUUCCGGUAAAGGAAAGCAGCUUGUCCAGAAGGGGAUGGAUGGGGGUGCAGGAGAGGUUGGCCCUGCUGUCAGCUCUCAAAGCACAAAUGUGGAUAUUGGGAAACACAGCGGAAGCGGGGGUGGUAGCAAUCGUUGUUCACGCAUCGACUGUUUUUCUUCAAAUUUGAACCUGAAUGGUGCUGCACUGGCGCAGUGCGAAGGCGAUACGGAAGAGAGGGAGGUAGAGGUGGUGUUGUACCGACAGCAACCUUGUGUACAGCUGUGCAUUGGACAAGUGAUAGAUGUGCAGAAGAGUGAGGAGAGGGAAUGA